Messenger RNA from Aphis gossypii (cotton aphid), 2961 nucleotides. RefSeq names its product FMR1-interacting protein NUFIP1-like. Gene Ontology annotation, biological process: box C/D snoRNP assembly. Gene Ontology annotation, cellular component: nucleus. The transcript is spliced from 6 exons. Gene Ontology annotation, molecular function: RNA binding. The record is from RefSeq and is a predicted model, not a curated record. The coding region runs from base 353 to 2428 and encodes 691 amino acids. Lineage: Eukaryota; Metazoa; Arthropoda; Insecta; Hemiptera; Aphididae.
ACUGAUAGUGUUUCGUAAACACGUGCUUCGGUUUUCAAUACUCGUAUGCGACGUGCGUUUAAACGAUUUUGCAUAAUUAAUAAAAAAGUAAUAUUGUAAUUUGUAAUAAAAUUACUGUGUAACGAUUACCGAUCUUAAAAGUGCUCACCAGUCACAAACACACAAUUUUAAAUUCUAAGUCGGUCUUUUCUCCGGUUAAAUAUAAAAACAAUUUUAAAAUCACUAAUAAUAAAUAUAAUUCACGUUUCAAAGUUUUUAUUAAGGAACUGCGUAAUUUGAAAAAACAACUACAUGCAUUGCUCGGAGAUUUUUUGUUCAAGUUGCUGAUAUCAUUGAAUUACAUUCUUCCGACAUGUAUCGUCCAAAUUGUCAAUCAACUUACUCACCAAAUGGGCCCAAUCAACAAUCACAGUCAUAUCAUACUCCUAGACCCUUCCAACAGCAACAAUUUGGUCCACGAUUUCAAUCACCUCCACAACAGUUUACACCACCAGGAUCUUUUUAUCAACCUUCCCGACAACAUCAUGACCAUUCAAUACCUGCAUACCAAGUUCCUAAUACUGCAUUACCUCCACCUUUUUAUCAACCUGCUAACCCUAAUUUUGAUCAAACAACAAAACCACUAUAUCAACCUCCUGUCCAAAAUCAAUUACCUGUUCAACAUACUGAAAUACCUAUAAAUCAUUCUAAAUAUCCACCUCCAUCUGCUGGUCCUUGUUUUAAUCAACUGUCUGUACCUCCAUAUAGAACACCUGGACAAACAUAUAUACCUCCUAUUCAAAACUACAACCAACCUCCUCCUAUUCAAAAUUAUAAUAACUGUCCGCCGAUUCAAAACUACAAUCAACCUCCUCCAAUCCAAAAUUUUAAUCAUCCAAAUACACCACCACCAUUUCAGUCUAUGAAUUUAAAUUGCAAUCAACCAGUCGGAUCUUCAUACCAGUCUCCAAACCAUGGUAUGAGUGCAACACCAAAUAAUUCAUAUCAACCUCAAGUACAAAAUCCUGAAUCGUUGAAACAACCAUACAAAUUACCAGUAGAUCAAUGUUAUCAACAACAGCAGUCUUCAUUUAAUUUACCUAGACAUGAAUUCAAUCAAAGGCCUCCUUUUAGGCCACCAGGACAACAAAGAUUUCCCUUUAACAAACAAAAUCCAAGAUAUCAGCAAUCACAACAUGGUAAUAGAUUUCAAUUUCAACCUAGACAGCAAUUUCAAAAUUAUCGCCCCAGAGGAGGACCUCCUCCUAGUUUUAAUAACCAGAGUAAAGAAAAUUUUGUACCUAAAAAAGAGAAAAAUCUAGUAGCAUGCGAAUUAGGUGAUUGUGAUUUUAUGGGACAUGCUAGUGCUGUUAAAGAACAUCAAAACAUGCAUCAUCGAUUAGGAUUGCACAAGAAAGUAUUGUACAGUAACAACUCAGAUGCUGUUAAAAAUUGGAUUGAGGAAAGAAAAAAAAAAUGGCCAACUAAAGAAAACAUCCAAACAAAAGUAGAUGUAGAAGAUGAAAAAAAUAAGAGAGGGGAACGUAUAGCAGAUGAAGAUUUUCAGAGGUUUAAUAAAAAUAAUAAAGCUAAUAAUUCUGGAAAUAAACGGUUUAAUAAUAGAAAACGACCCAGGUUUAAUGGUGAAUUUAAAGAACCUGUCGAAGAACCAAUGAAUGGAAACUUAAAACGUUUUGCUGGAAUAGUUGGUAUCAUAAAGGAUGAACCGUUAGAAGAUAUAAAUAAACCAGUUGCUUUAAAACUAUUAGAGGAAUAUGAUGAAUCUAGUGAUAAUCAAAGUGACGGUGAAUCACCUGAGGAAAUUCCUAUAGUUAAAACAUCAGUUUCUCUAGAGAAUAAAAAUGUAUUAGAACAAAAUGAGAAACUAUGUUCUACAUCAGUAGUAGAAACUUCAAUAACAGAGAAAAAUGUAGAACCUGGUUUUACUUCUACAAUAGAAGCUUUAAUAACAGAGGAAAAUGAAGAACCCAGUUCUACUUCUGUCAUAGAAGCUUUAAUAACAGAGGAAAAUGUAGAACCCAAUUCUACUCCAGUUGUAGAAAAUUUAAUAACAGAAAAAAAUGAAAAACCUAGUUCUAUUUUAGUAAUUAAAAACAAAGAAGUAGAUUCCACUUCAUUAAUUGAUCAGAACAGUGAAGCAAUUAGUACUGAUGUGAAAAUUGAUGAAAGUUCUAAAAUAAAUGAUAAAUGUGAAAAAACCUCUAAUGAACGUGGCCAAAAGCGUAAAAACACUUCCAAAAAAGAAUCUAAACCAGCCAAAAAAAUACCACCAAUGAAGACACCGCGAACUGAAGUUGUUGAAAGGAAGGGUGCCCUGUUGGAAGCUUUGAUGGGAGAUUUAAUGCGCAGUGAACGAAACACUAUCACUCAAUGCAUUUGUUACAUCAGAAACAAUAUGAAUCGUUUCUGUAAAAUUCAAGUCUCUUAAGAAUUGGCAUUUUGUUUUUCUUUUGAAGAAACAUACAAGAAUAAAAUAAUAUGUGUAUUAUUCAUUUUAUAUGCAAUAUAACCAUAGAUUUAUUUGCAUUUAAAUGUGCAAAUAUUUAGCGAUAAAAUCUACACAUACUAACGACUGUAUAAUAAUAAUUAUGUUUUAAUAUUUGCUUAUUACAACAUUUUGACCAAAAACCACUUAUCUGGGUGUUAUAAAAAGUAAAUCCAAUAGUAUCAUAAUUACAAAAUACUGAAUUUUAUUGCAUUUUAUAUGAUUGAUAUUAAUGUAUAGAUGUUAAAUAAAUAAAAUAUAAUGAACAACAUUUAUAAGUUAAAAAACACCAAUAAACAAUAAAUAUAAUAUAUUAACUUUUGGAACUUGGAAUACUAAGAAUUAGUUUGAUCUUGAAAUUAUUUUAUUUUGUAAGUGUAUAAUUAUACAAAAGAAUUUAUAAAAAAACAAGAAAGUUAAAAGAAUUAUAUGCUGUUAAAUUUACUUAAAAAUAAUAAAGUUUUAUACAAUUUGAA